AUGUCUUCAAUACUUGCUGAGGAAGAAAUCAUUCUCAUUGAAUCUGGUGAUGAACAGGAAGAGACUUCAUCUUCAAAUUCAGCCUACUCCUCUGAAGAAGAAGAAGAGGAUGAUCAACAGCUGCAGAACAAUUCAGGCAAACAAUUGACUCGUAAAACUCUUCCAAUGGAAAGUUCUCCAACUGUUCAUGAUACAUCUCAAUUUGAGAAGGAAUUGAAAUCAAAGAAGAAUAACUUUCUCUCUCGAUAUAUUCAUAAAGCUAAUAGUUCAACUGAUGUGGUUAGUGGUGCUGGUGGUGCAACAACUUUUCAAAAGAAAAAGAAUAAGAAACAAGGUAACAAGUCAACUGCAACACUAGAAACUAAAACGAGUAGAGACAGUGUUCAAUUGACUAAAUUCAAGAUUGAUGAUGAGGAUAUUAUUGAUUUUGGUAAACCAUUGACAAGUAAUACUACAUCUGCCAAUAUUAACAUUCAAUCAAAGAAUAAUGUCGAAGAUGAAAGUGAAGAUGAGCAAGAACAAGAUGGAGAAGAUCUUAGAAGACAUGCAAUUAGUUCUAGAGAUGAUGAUUUGAUUAAACUGGAAGAUGUUUAUCAAGAUUCGAAUGUUCAACAGCCUCCACCACCUCCAAUGCUGGUUUCUAAUAGUAAUCCUACGAACGAAAGUGAAGUGAAAAUUGAAGAAACAGCCACAACUCAUGAAGAGCCAAUCAAGUUGGAAAUUAAGAAGGAAUUGAGUUUCUACCAGAAAUGGUUUGGUUUCUAUAAGAAUGAUGAGGGAGAAACCAAAACUGAACCAGAAGAAUCUCCUCGACCAUCUUCUGCUAUUGUAGAAGUCACCAAAACAGCUGAACAAUAUCCAGUUUACAAAAUCGCCAUUCUAGGUGAAGAUUUAUCAGAUUCUCUCAUUGCAGCUGAAUUCUUGCAAGAAGAAGUCAAAAGGUCAACCAACUCUGACGAAACCGUUAUGAAGAAACAAUUCGAUUUUGGUGGAAAACCCUACCAAUUAGAACUCUUCUUUUAUGACAUCUAUGAGCAAUUUGUCAACAUGAUGGAUCAAUGUCUCAAAGAAUGUGAUGGUUUUCUCAUAGUUUACAAUGUUGCAAGUCGUAGAAGUUUCCAACAAGUUGACAUUCUAUACGAAAAGCUUUAUAGAGCUAAAGAGGGAGGUACCAUUUCAAUGGUUCUUGUUGGAAUUGAGUAUAGUAAUAAGAGUAAUGCUGGUUCACCACCUUCCACAACAAGUCUCCUAUUACAACAACAACAGAAUUCAACCACAACACCAAUCACUAAUCAACCAUCUCCAUUGACAGCUACAAGUUUAAUGAAUCUCAAGAGUUCAACAAGUACAAGUGGUCAAUUGAUGCAAGACAAUGCCGAUCUAUCCGAUUCCUCAAGAAAAGCCUCAAUUGUUUCACUUUCCAGUGCCACCAAAUACUGGAAUAAUAACAAUAAUUCAACAACCAUCCUAUCAAACACAACCAACAACAAACAUCACUCAACCUCACUUCGAUCCAAUUCCUCAUCCUCCUCCAUCUUUGUAACUUCUCAAAAUGGUAAAGAAAGACAAGUUUCCAAACGUGAAGGAUUAAAAAAAUCACUCUACUAUUACGUUCCAUUCAUUGAAAUGAAUAGUGAUGAACCAAAAAGUUUAAUUCAACAAAAAGUUAAGGAAAUUUUUCAUGACUUGUUGAGAGAAAUUGUUCAAGGAGGUAAUUUGAGGUAUAGUGCAGUGAAACCACAACAAUUGACUAAUGCACAAUAUUUGACAGGUCAAUUGGGGAGUAGUUGGAGUGGAUCUGAGAAGAGUGGUGAGCAAGCAGUCAUAAUUGAAAAUUACAUUCCACCAAAUCAAGAUUCGUAUAAUAUUGUGAUGAAUUCUGUCAAGGCACUUUUUACUAAUUUGAAUGUUCAUGGUUAUUGUUUGAAUACACCAAUUAAUGAUGAAAGGGAACUUGCACAAGUUGAAUUCCUAGUCGAUCAUUUUGAAUCUUAUCAAGUCACUUGUCCAGUUAUUGAAAUUUGUUUGAAAAGAUUUGAUUUUAGAAAUGUCAAACUCAAACUCAAACAAAAAGUAACUCCACACAAUGAACAACAAAUUCUCUCCUUCCUAUUUGACAUUCCACUCAAAAAGAAGAAUAUUCUCCAAAUGAUGUUUACAAAAAGUGAUGAAAAUUAUCAGAGGGAAAUUAAUGAGAGAUUGAUUUUUGCAAUUUUCAUUGCUACAUUUGCUAAACAAUUAUAUUCUGAACAGAAUCAACAGUUAUAUGAUGGAACUUUUAUGGUUUCUUUGGAGGAUGAAUGGAAUUUCAUUUUAAAUUUGAAGAAUUUAUUCGAAAGUGUGAAAAAGAAAGUGAAAGAAUAUGCAAGUUUGGAAGAAUUGGUUGAAGAUCAAGUAAUUAGAAUGGUAGAUUGGAUGGAGAAGAAGAUUCAUCUCAAGAGAGGAAAUGAAGUUGAAAUGUUAAUGAAAUUCCUUCUCCAACAUGUCACUUCCCCAAUUGACUGUUAUGGUUUUGAGAGAAGAAUUAGACCUCAUGUACUUGGUAAUAGAUAUCUAAUUCUGAAGAGAAUUUUCUCCAAUCACCACUCUAAAAUUUACAAAUCUGUCAAAGUCAAGACAAGCUCACUCUGUGCUUUGAAACAUUUGACAAAUUUCACAAAAUCAGAUUUAACAGAAGUUGGUAAAGGUGUCGAGUCCAUGAUACUAUUUCCAAAACAUCCAAAUGUCAUGACAUUCUCUGAUUAUACCAUUAGAAGAUGUAGAUCUGAACGAUUUGAAAUUUUCAUUGAACUUCCCUAUAUGAAUGGUUCCAAUUUGGAGAAGAGAGUUGAAUUUAUGAUUAGAAAUCAUCGAUUCAUGAAUUAUUUAGAGUUGAUUGAUGUUUGUUUGCAGUCAACGAAAGGUCUUUCACAUUUGCAUCAGAAUUCGAUUGUUUUUCCUUCAUUGAAAUUGGAAAAGAUUUUGAUGAAUUAUAAUGAAGAGAAAGAUUCAAGUUUUAGAUCGACUCAGUCGUGUGUAACACCUGCUGGUAGUGAUUUUAAGGCUGAUUUGUUAUUGUUUGAUAAUAGUGUUUCGAAUAGUUUGUCAGAAGCAAAGCAACAAGAAUUGAAAUCAGUAAUUAUUAAGGCAUUUGAUGAGAAUGAUACAUUAUUGGGUGAUCAACACAAGUCAAAUCUCAAUGUGAAACUCACUGAUUGGUUUAAACCUUGGGAUUUUUCAAUCCUUGAUGGAACUGUCCAAUUUAAAAACAGACAAGUGAUGGAACAAUAUCACAACAAGCAACACUCAAAUGAAUGGUCUACUAUUAGAUCUACAACACCAACAUCAACCACUUCAAGUACUAAUCAUUCUACUUUAAGAAAACAAAUGGUAUUGCGUGAAAUAAUGUCAUCCAAUGUCAAUAAUCAAGAAAAGUUAAAUUUUGAUGGUGAUAUUGAAAGAUAUUUGGAUGAGAAGGAUGAUAUUUUCAGAUUGGGAUGUGUUUUUUAUCAACUCAUUACAAAGGAAUCAUUUAUUAGGUUGUCUAAUUUGCAUCAACAUGGUGAAAGUUCAGAUAAUUCAACAGUUUCGUCUCCAACCUCAACUACAACUGUAAUAAUUAAGAAGGAAGUUGACCAUCAAGAAUUGCUGAAUGGUACUGGACAAACAGAUGGUAUUGCAUCUUCUUCUAAUACUACUGUUGGAAAUAAUUUAGAAAGUGCAACUAUUCAAACCAAUGCAACAAAUUUCGAAUAUGUUUCGAUUGAGGAAGCAAUCUCAAGAGAUGAAAAACUCACUCAUCAAAUCAUGGCUUCCAAAAUUCACAUGAGUUUAUUGAAGAGUGAAGCUAUUCCUCACUUAAUCUCUCCAAGACUUCAUAAUCCUUCCAACAAUUCUUCCAUUAAUCACCAUUCGGAUGGUUUCGUCAAAAUUUCAAGCUCUGAAACAAGUUCUCCAAUGUCUGCUUCCUCUCUCUUGGCUUCUCCUCCAAGCUCUGAAAGAAUCAACCCUUCCUCCUCAACUCCAUUCAAUGCAUCCAAUGAAACUUCCUUAAAUACUACACCAAAUAUGGAAAAGUUAAAAAAAUCCUUUUACUACUGUUCACAUCAAAAUGAACAACUCUUAAUUGGUCUCCUCCAACAAAUGACAAGACUGAAUCCUAACCAAAGACCUUCCCUAAAAAAGAUUAUUCUCAUUUUAGAAGUCUUGUUGAAAUAUAACCAAAUUGACCAAGACAUUUGUGAAACUCUCCUAUCCAAAUAA
This is a messenger RNA of Naegleria gruberi, 4242 nucleotides long. RefSeq lists its product as uncharacterized. Gene Ontology annotation, molecular function: GTPase activity; ATP binding; GTP binding. The coding region runs from base 1 to 4242 and encodes 1413 amino acids. The transcript has a single exon. Gene Ontology annotation, biological process: protein phosphorylation. The record is from RefSeq and is a predicted model, not a curated record. Gene Ontology annotation, cellular component: Golgi apparatus; cytoplasm. NCBI's taxonomy places the organism in Eukaryota, Heterolobosea, Eutetramitea, Acrasida, Naegleriidae.